AUGACGAGUCGCCUCGCAUCCCUCCGCAUUGCCAAACCUGCCAUUAUGUCUGCCAUCGUCGGGGAUUGUGCUCAUCUUCGCCCGCGGCGAUUUGCCCCGCUUGAUGCCGAAAAGGCGUCUGACGCCCCAGUGCUGAAGGGGAUUGUCUUUGAUGUGGACGGGACUUUGUGUCUACCACAACACCACAUGUUCACCGAAAUGAGAGACGCCCUCGGCAUCGACAAAUCAAUCGACAUCCUGCAUCACAUCCGCGAUCUUCCCACACCGGAAGACCGCGCCGCGGCCGUCGCCAAGGUCCAAGCCGUUGAAAGACGCGCCAUGCUCGAGCAACAGCCUCAACCAGGCCUCGCCAAGCUAAUGGAUUACCUGAAAUCCCGCGGACUGCGACGAGCACUCUGUACGCGUAAUUUCGAAGCCCCAGUCCACUAUCUCAUCCAGAAUCACCUCCCCAGCCACAUCUUCCUACCCAUCAUCACUCGCGAUACACCCAACCUGCUUCCGAAGCCCGAUCCAGCGGGUAUUUUGCACAUUGCCCGUGAAUGGGGGUUGACUAAUCGCGCGGAGAAUUUGAUCAUGGUUGGAGAUAGCAUUGACGAUAUGACAUCCGGACAUGCGGCCGGGGCGGCAACGGUGUUGCUGGUGAAUGAGCGGAAUAGUCAUCUGCGCGAGCAUGCGCAUACGGAUCUUUGCAUUACUCGGUUGGACGAGUUGAUUGAUAUUCUGGAGGGGGGAUUCCUUGGUAGGGAGGGGCAGGAUGUACAUGAGCCAUGA
Penicillium subrubescens is the source of this 771-nucleotide messenger RNA. Its product is annotated as putative haloacid dehalogenase-like hydrolase. The transcript has 5 exons. Bases 1 to 771 code for a protein of 256 amino acids. Lineage: Eukaryota; Fungi; Ascomycota; Eurotiomycetes; Eurotiales; Aspergillaceae. The record is from RefSeq and is a predicted model, not a curated record.